AGAAUACCACACUCAAUUAGUUCGCUUAAGUGAUCUUGCAAUCAGACAGUUGUUUUCAGUUCGAUUUGAUCGUUCCAGAGCUGCUGUUGUUUCUGAAUUUAAUUUGUCCAGAACUUUAUUAGUUUCUGGCAAUCUUCAUUAUUUCAAAUACAAAUUAACAGUUGUGCAUAAAUAGAAUAAUGAAUUACCUGAGGAAAAUACCUAUGCGUAUGGUUGCUAACACAGUCCUGCGCCAGCAGCAAUGUAUGUCCAGCGGUACAGGUGCCAUGUCAGCACUCACCGUCCUCACCGAUGAUGAGCGAGUAAUGAAGGAGACCGUUGCCAAGUUGGCUCAAGAGCAAAUCGCUCCACUUGUUAAAAAAAUGGACGAGGAACACAAAUUCGAUCCUUCAGUGGUGAAGGCAGUUUUCGAGAAUGGUCUGAUGGGCAUUGAAGUUGAUCCUGAAUUGGGUGGUAGUGGUUGCAAUUUUCUGACCACAAUUCUAGUUGUCGAAGAGCUGUCAAAGGUUGACCCAGCUGUCGCUGCUUUCGUUGAUAUCCACAAUACUUUGGUUGUCUCUUUAAUGAAGAAAGUCGGCAGUGAAGAGCAGAAAAACAAGUAUUUGCCGAAGUUGGCGCAAGAAUAUGCCGGCAGCUUCGCUUUGACUGAGCCUGGAGCUGGUUCGGAUGCAUUCGGUUUGAAAACUGUUGCAAAAAAAGAUGGCAAUCAAUACGUUAUUAACGGCACAAAAAUGUGGAUUUCAAACUCUGAUGUGGCUGGUGUUUUCCUUGUCUUCGCAAACGCCAAACCAGAAGCGGGAUAUCGUGGCAUUACCGCAUUCAUUGUUGAUCGCGAAACACCCGGAUUAAUUGUGAACAAGCCUGAAGACAAACUGGGCAUUCGGGCAUCUGGCACCUGCAUGAUAACCUUUGAUAACGUAAGAAUUCCCGAAGAAAAUUUACUCGGCGAAUUUGGUCAGGGUUACAAAUAUGCUGCUGGUUUCUUAAAUGAGGGACGCAUCGGUAUUGGAGCUCAAAUGGUGGGUCUAGCCCAAGGUUGUUUCGACCACACCAUUCCCUAUCUCUUAGAACGCAAGCAAUUCGGAAAGGAGAUCUAUGAUUUUCAAUCAAUGCAGCACCAAAUCGCUACCGUGGCUACAGAAAUCGAAGCAGCCCGUUUGCUCACCUACAAUGCAGCGCGUCUACAGGAGCAGGGCAAGCCUUACUUGAAAGAAGCCGCCAUGGCCAAGUUCUUCGCGUCGGAGGUAGCGCAACGUGCCACAAUCAAGUGCAUUGACUGGAUGGGCGGAGUCGGCUUUACACGUGACUUCCCACAGGAGAAAUACUAUCGCGACGUUAAGAUUGGCGCCAUCUAUGAAGGUACUACCAAUAUGCAGUUGAGCACCAUUGCUAAAGUGAUCAAGAAAGAGUACGCCAAGUAAACAAACAACAACAAAUGAAAAACUAGCAAAUGGUGGACAGUGGCAAUAUCGUAACAGAAACCUAUAGUGCAUUUAUUAGUGAAAUGAUUGAAUGUCUGUGACAAUUUGUUGCUUUCCUUUUUUUUCCUAUGCAACCUCAAAGCGACAUAGGCAUGCUCUCAAUUCCAGUUUAACUUGUAUAUACAUAUAUACAUACCUAAAUAUAUUAACGGAAUAUUUUUGAAAAUAUUUUUAUACAACAUUGUAAAUUGUUUUAAGUUAAAUUUACGUAGUCUGUAAAUGAUGUGCAUUUAUUAAAGUUUAAAUAUACGAGUACAUAUAUAAAUAAAAGAAAUAAAGAAAAUAGUCAAUUUGAAA
This is a messenger RNA of Zeugodacus cucurbitae (melon fly), 1778 nucleotides long. Its product is annotated as short/branched chain specific acyl-CoA dehydrogenase, mitochondrial. The coding region runs from base 180 to 1421 and encodes 413 amino acids. The record is from RefSeq and is a predicted model, not a curated record. The transcript has 5 exons. Gene Ontology annotation, molecular function: acyl-CoA dehydrogenase activity; flavin adenine dinucleotide binding. NCBI's taxonomy places the organism in Eukaryota, Metazoa, Arthropoda, Insecta, Diptera, Tephritidae. Gene Ontology annotation, cellular component: mitochondrion.